Molecule: messenger RNA, 3463 nt
Organism: Ceratina calcarata
Lineage: Eukaryota; Metazoa; Arthropoda; Insecta; Hymenoptera; Apidae
Product: cyclin-dependent kinase 4
Exons: 5
Coding region: 1148-2527 (459 amino acids)
Biological process (GO): protein phosphorylation; regulation of G2/M transition of mitotic cell cycle; regulation of gene expression
Cellular component (GO): cyclin-dependent protein kinase holoenzyme complex; nucleus; cytoplasm
Molecular function (GO): cyclin binding; ATP binding; cyclin-dependent protein serine/threonine kinase activity
Source: RefSeq, a predicted model, not a curated record
CAGGUCCCAGGAAAAAUGAUUUUUACCUACAUGCACUUCCCUAAUUAGUCACGCGCUCGCCAACGUGCACGGAUUCCGAUCGGAGGCGAUUGUUGGAAUGAUGAGCAGGCAUUGAUUCACUGCAAGGUAGGUGAUACCCUAUGCAAUCACGUUUGAAGAAAACUGCUACCUUUCAUCGCUGCCUGAGAUAAGUUCGUGCAAACCGCUUGAAUAACUAUACAUAUAAUGACGCGCAUGAAAAUACUUGUAAUCGUUCUACAAUAAACCAAAUGGUCUUAUUGUUAGUUACACACAGAUGCGCGAAAUGAUUUUCUUUCUCUCCCCCUCUUUAUCCCGCCACCAGUGACGUCUCGUUUAAUCGCGGUGCCGAGCAUCUCCUAUUUAAGAAAAAAAUGCCUUCGCCUGAAGCACGAUGCACCUGAACAGAGUUCGCUAUAUCUGUAAACGACUUCAUAGAACCAAUGGAAAUUAACGAGUUGAAAUGAUGUACGAGACCUGAGGAUAUAAAUAAACUACACAAGUAAAAGUAAAACCUUUCGAACCGCUCAUCCAACUAAACAGAAUACAUAACGGAGUACAUUUUCAGAAGAUGUGCUUUCCUUUCCAAAACUACUUUUCCUUUCAAAUCACGUAUACCGUAUAUGUAUUAUUCGUGGCAUCGACGGACAACGCUGCGUGUUCUUCCAUUCCGGAAAUUCGAGCCUUCGAGCGUACAAAAAAGGGUCGCUUAGAAAGGCUCGUGGAAUGACCAUGAAGUUCGCCCUAAGGAAGGUACACAAUGGUCCGUCCCUGGAUUGGAGAGUCUCCCGGCCCAUUCCAUUUGGCGUCGUCUCUCGUCGCGUACAUCGGCCGCCGGAGGAAGCAUUCCAUUCAUGUUUCGGGACGCGCAGCGGACGCUGAUCGGAAAGCAAGAGAGAGACAGAGCUGGAUAACCGGGAUUGGACUCUUCGCGAAGUCUAGUCUGGCGCCACCGUCAGGAACAACGACCUGACGAUACGCGCUCGCGUUGACGAUUGACGACAAAACUUGAGAAUUUUUAACCACGUGGUGCUAUUGCAUACGAGUUCACCGAGGUCAAUCUGAUUUUUGACUAGAAAACGACAGGAUUGUAGGAACGUUCGUACAAGGUAAAAUCCGAUAUGUUGUAAUGGCUGGAACAUCGCGACGUUCAAGCUCAGAGGUCGGACCUGAUCUGUCCCCGACACCUCCGAAGAAAUCGAGAUUUUUCGGUGUGUCCAGCGAAGGCACAUCAAAGGGUGAGCAUGAUCUAAGCAAGGAGGAACUAGAGUGCGUCGAAAAGUUAGCGAGCUCGUUGGCAGCCUCGUUAGCUGAGAACGCGAUAGGACUGAUAUCCGGUAAUGCGUCCAAGAUAAAGGCGCUCCGCAUCAGCGAAGACGCAUUGAAUAGUACGAAGCAGUUGAUCCAAUCUAGUUUGGAUGGGCCAUCGAAAUUGAUGCCUAGUUCUUCGAGAGAAGAACAAUUCGGUAGCUUCGAAACGAUCGUGCAAAUGGGAUUCAGCGGCCGGGAGGAAUUUCCUAUUCGUACUAUCAGCAUGGCCGAGUCGGAACAUGAUUUACACAUUGAGGCUUCAUUGCUCGGCGAGGAUGCAGUGUAUCAGCAUUUGUCUUUGAUCGGUAACGGCGCUUACGGUACUGUCUAUAGCGCCAAAGACAAGAAUACAGGACACGUGGUGGCAUUGAAGAAAGUCAGACUUCCUCUAACACCUAAUGGUCUCCCCACAUCUACGCUAAGAGAAAUCGCUACCUUGAAACAACUCGAAAGAUUCGAGCAUCCGCACAUCGUCAGACUACUAGAUGUUUGUCAAGGGAAUUACCUACAUUUUUCUCCUGAUGAUGAAGCGUUGAACACAAUACCCCGUGGGCUAACGUUGUGGCUGGUAUUCGAACAUGUCGAACAGGAUUUGGAAACAUAUAUAGCUUCUUGCCGAGAGACGGGCAUAUCGCCGCAUCUGGUGAAGCAGAUGUCGAAAGAGAUUGUUAGAGGCGUUGAAUUUUUACAUAGUCACAGGAUCAUACACAGAGACUUGAAACCUCAAAAUAUACUGGUGUCUAAAGAAGGAAUGAUAAAGAUAGCAGAUUUUGGUUUGGCAAAGACAUAUGAUUUUGAAAUGAGAUUGACUUCUGUGGUCGUGACGCAAUGGUAUCGCUCUCCAGAAGUACUUUUGGGCUGCUCUUACGCAACACCCAUCGAUAUUUGGUCCGUAGGAUGUGUAUUGGCCGAAUUGAACAGACUAGAACCGCUAUUCCCGGGUACGAGCGAAGGUGAUCAACUCGACAGGAUUUUCCAAAUUAUUGGAACUCCGUCACAAGAGGACUGGCCCGAGAGCGUAUCCCUUAGUUACGCUGCAUUUCCUUAUAGACAACCAAAACCUCUGGCGGCAAUAAUACCUGAUCUCAAUGAACAGGGCCUAGAUUUAAUUAAAAACAUGCUUACUUUUGACCCUCAUAAACGAUUAACAGCAGCUCGGGCUCUAAGACAUCGGUAUUUCACUGAGGAUGAAUCGUGAUGAUUUUUCUUUGUGAGUAUUUUUGAGCCUUUUUAAUCAUUUCUUUAAAUGCAGACUGACAUUACGGUAUCCAAAAGUACGUAUUAUUUUUAAGUACAUGUCAGAAUUUUUUUUUAAGCGAAUAUUAUAGUUUGUUAUGAUACAAUUUGAAUCUUUGUAACCAUGCAUGCCUUAUGAAUAUUCUUUUCUCAUUUAAAAAUUAUAAUUGAAAAAUAAGUUAAGUAUACUUUAUGAAACAGUCAUCAUAUUUAAUUCAUACGACUGUUGCAUUAGUUUGAUGGGUUGUCGUCACUUAAUAGUACGCAAUCACUAUAUAUCUGGGUAUACGUAUAACGAUUCUCUAAUGAUAAUGAUUUUGGUAUGUUGUUUGUUUGGAUAAUUUUUCAAAUAUUAUAAUUAUUUUUGUUUUUUUAUCAUCUUUGAAUCCUACAGUAUCCUCAGUUUUGUUUAUGCAAUAGUACCUCGGAAACCACUCAUAGGAAAUAUUUUGUGUCAAACACAGAUAAGAUUGAUGAAUGCGCACCAAAUAUAAUUUCAUACAACAAUUAAAUAGGUGUGCCUUUGAAAGUUGCUCGAACGCUAUGCCUUCUAUCUAAUUAAACUUAAAAUUGUAUAAGCGUAUUAUUAAAUAGCAUUAUUCUUGUAAGACUGGGGCCUAUUGACCCGUUAGAUUCAUUCGCAAGACAUAGGAUCUACCGCGAGAAACCAGAAAGUACACUGCCAUAUACAAGUAAAGCAAAAAAUUAAUAGUUAAUAUUGUAUUUUAUGUUCACUAUGUGUAUAAACCUUGACUCCACGAAUAAUAUUUAUAUAUACCUAAUUGCGCAGUUUGUAAAAAGUGUGAAGAACCUUUGGAAAGACUGUACACAGACAACAGAAUAAAGAUUUUAUAGUUUUAUAUAUAAAAAAAAAAUAAAUAAACGACGAGAAAUCCAA